Molecule: messenger RNA, 5812 nt
Organism: Anarrhichthys ocellatus (wolf-eel)
Lineage: Eukaryota; Metazoa; Chordata; Actinopteri; Perciformes; Anarhichadidae
Gene: kcnt2b
Product: potassium sodium-activated channel subfamily T member 2b
Exons: 29
Coding region: 96-3623 (1175 amino acids)
Biological process (GO): potassium ion transmembrane transport
Cellular component (GO): plasma membrane
Molecular function (GO): intracellular sodium-activated potassium channel activity; outward rectifier potassium channel activity
Source: RefSeq, a predicted model, not a curated record
GGGUGCAAGUAGAGUUCUAUGUGAAUGAGAACACUUUCAAGGAGCGCCUCAAGCUGUUCUUCAUCAAAAACCAAAGAUCCAGUCUACGAGUGCGAAUGUUUAACUUUUCUCUGAAAGUGCUGAGCUGCCUCCUCUACAUUGUCAGAGUCCUGUUGGACAACCCGCAAGACGGAAGACAGGACUGCGGGAGCGGAGUAAACUGCACCAAACAGAACACGUCAUCCCGUCCUUGGAGUGCGUUUGACUGGAAACUGAUCAUCUGGGUGGAUAGACCUCUACCGCUGUGGGCACUGCAGGUGCUUGUUGCUUUCAUCAGCUUUUCAGAAACUAUGUUGCUCGUGUAUCUCAGCUACAAGGGCAACGUUUGGGAGCAAGUGUUACGUGUCCCCUUCAUUCUGGAGAUGAUCAGCGCCAUUCCCUUCAUGAUCACCGUAAUUUUGCCGUCCUUCAGAAAUCUCUUCAUCCCCGUAUUUCUCAAUUGCUGGCUGGCCAAACACGCUUUGGAGAACAUGAUAAAUGAUCUCCACAGGGCGAUUCAGCGGACCCACUCGGCCAUGUUUAACCAGGUGGUGAUACUCAUCAGCACGCUGGUCUGCCUCAUGUUUACGUGCAUCUGCGGUAUCCAACACCUCGAACGAGCGGGCAACAACCUGACCCUGUUCGACUCGCUCUACUUCUGUGUGGUCACUUUCUCCACGGUGGGCUUUGGAGAUGUCACCCCCCAGAUUUGGCCCUCACAACUCCUGGUAGUCAUCAUGAUCUUUGUGGCGCUCAUCGUGCUUCCCAUCCAGUUCGAGCAGCUGGCCUUUCUGUGGAUGGAGCGGCAGAAGUCCGGGGGGAACUACAGCCGCUACAGGGCGCAGACGGAGAAACACGUGGUGUUGUGUGUCAGCUGUCUCAAAAUCGACCUCCUCAUGGACUUCCUCAAUGAGUUCUUUGCUCACCCCCGACUGCAGGAUUACUAUGUGGUGAUCCUUUGCCCAGCAGAGAUGGAUGUCCAGGUGAGGAGGGUCCUCCACGUCCCUCUUUGGGCCCAGAGAGUCAUCUACCUGCAGGGUUCUGCCCUCAAAGACCAGGACCUGAUGAGGGCCAAGAUGGACGAUGCUGAGGCCUGCUUUAUCCUCAGCAACCGGUUUGAAGUGGACCGCAUUGCUGCUGAUCAUCAGACCAUCCUCCGAGCCUGGGCAGUGAAAGACUUUGCUCCAAAUUGCCCCCUGUACGUCCAGAUUCUCAAGCCGGAGAACAAGUUCCACGUCAAAUUUGCAGAUCAUGUGGUGUGUGAAGAAGAGUUUAAAUACGCCAUGCUGGCUUUAAACUGUGUGUGCCCCGGUACCUCGACACUCAUCACUCUAUUGAUCCACUCCUCCAGAGGACAAACGGCACCGCAAGAGGCCUUCAAGCAACGUGUAGGAGCCUUUCAAGCCCUCAACAGGGAGGGCGGUGGAUGUUCAGCAGACCAAUGGCACCGAACCUACCGGCGCUGCUCGGCCAAUGAGGUGCAUCACAUCCGCCUGGAGGAAAGUAAAUUCUUCGGGGAAUACCAGGGCAAGAGCUUCACCUUUGCCUCCUUUCAUGCUCACAAAAAGUAUGGAGUAUGUUUGAUUGGAGUGCGCAGAUUGGACACCACCAACAUCCUGCUGAACCCUGGACCCUGCCACAUCAUGGGGGCCUCUGACACGUGCUUUUACAUCAAUAUCUCCAAAGAGGAGAACUCAGCAUUUGUCAGGGGCCACAAGGAGCCAUCGUGGGGCAGCACGGGGGGCAAUACCAGGGGAGUGCACCAAACGAUCUACCAUGGACUCACCCGCCUGCCAGUCCACAGUAUCAUCGCCAGCAUGGGCACAGUGGCCAUCGACCUGCAGGACUCCAGUGACAGCAGCCCGGAGGGCCAGGAGCCGGGGAGCACUGUGCUAAGCAGCGGAAGAGGAAGCAGGAGCAGCUCCAGGACGGAGAUGGGUGGCGCCAACACUUUGGCCCUGCCUGCCAUGGGUGAGUCCGCCGAGGAGAGGCGGCACAGCAUCGCCCCUGUCCUGGAGCUGGUGGACGGCGUAAACAACCCCACCUUUGACCUGCUCGGAGACCAGUCAGAGGAUGAGGGGGGAGACGAGGGCAAGGAGGACAGCGACAGAGACGAGAGCGCCCAUUGGUGGGGUCGACACUGCGAGUGGGUGAAGGGAUACCCGCUGAACUCUCCAUACAUCGGCAGCUCGCCUGCGCUGUGCCACCUUCUUCAAGAAAAGAUGCCUUUCUGCUGCCUGCGCAUGGACAAAGCUUGUCACCACACCCUUUUUGAGGAUGCCCGCUCCUACGGCUUCAAAAACAAAUUGAUCAUUGUGUCCGCGGAGAGUGCAGGAAACGGCCUGUACAAUUUCAUUGUCCCUCUCCGGGCCUACUACCGACCCAGGAAGGAGCUCAAUCCCAUCGUGUUGCUGCUGGAGAGCAUACCUGAAGCAGACUUCCUGGAGGCAAUCUGUUGGUUCCCCAUGGUGUUCUACACAGUGGGCUCCAUCGACAAUCUGGACAGUUUGCUGCGAUGUGGAGUCACUUUCGCCGACACCAUGGUGGUGGUUGACAAAGAGAGCUCCAUGAUCGCAGAGGAGGACUACAUGGCUGACGCGAAGACCAUCGUCAAUGUCCAGACCCUCUUCAGACUUUUCCCAGCUCUUAGUAUCAUCACGGAGCUCACCCACCCAGCCAACAUGCGCUUUAUGCAGUUCAAAGUCAAAGACCACUACUCUCUGGCUCUGUCCAAACUGGAAAAGGAAAGGGAGAAGGGAUCCAACCUGGUGUUUAUGUUCCGCCUGCCCUUCUCUGCAGGGAAGGUGUUCAGUGUCAGCAUGCUGGACACUCUCCUCUACCAGUCAUUUGUGAAGGACUACAUGAUAUCCAUCACCAGGCUGCUGCUGGGUUUAGACUCCAUGCCUGGCUCAGGUUUCCUUUGUGCUAUGAAAAUCACAGAGGAUGACUUGUGGAUCCGCACCUACGGCAGGCUCUACCAGAAGCUGUGCUCCUCCACCGGAGACAUCCCCAUCGGCAUCUAUCGGACGGAGGCACAUAAGCUUCCCGUCUCUGAGUCCCAGGUAUCCAUCACAGUGGAGGACUACGAGGACACCAGAGAACCCAGGGAGCCCCUGCUGUCCCGCACCAGUGCUCACCGUAACAGCACCUCCUCGGAGCCCAUCUCCACCUCCUCCCACUCGUCAGACCACCCGCUGCUCCGGAGGAAAAGCAUGCAGUGGGCACGGCGGCUGAGCAGGAAGGGGGGGCGGGGCUCCAGCGGGGCCAAGGGGGGUCCGGGCAGUGCUGCAGAGAGGAUCAACCAGCAGAGACUGACCCUGUUCAGACGCUCUGAGAGGCAGGAACUCAACGCGCUGGUGAAAACCAGGAUGAAACACUUGGGCCUUUCUCCAACUGGAUUCAAUGGGAUGACAGACCAAGGGAACAGACUGUCUUAUAUCCUCAUCAACCCUUCUCCAGACACCAGACUAGAGCUGCACGAUGUCGUGUACCUGAUCAGGCCAGACCCCCUCUCUCUGGUACCCAAUCAGGGUAGCAGCAGGAAGUGCAGCGCAGGGAUCUCGGAGAGUCACAGAUUCGAUACACAGGACAGCACCCAUCUGUGAGAGACAAAACAAAUAGACAAAUAUACUGUCAGAACACUGCCAGCGAGACAAUAACAGACUCAAAAAUCAAGAAAUGGUGAGAUGGAAAGGGAUGCAGCCAGGUGGCACAUGGCCCUCAUAUUUCCUCCACAUUCAGUCAGGGUGAACCGAUAGGUGCCGGUGUUGCAUGGACCCUUUCUAUAACGAUGGGAAUGUUUUGUUUAUGCACCUUUCUAUUUUCAAAGCGGAGAGCUGCGGACACAGAAGUGCAUUUAAUGAAUAACUGUACGUAUUUAUAUCUGUGUAUGUGCAUGUUAUGUACUGCAUCAUGUAUGUGCAGUGUGUGUGUGUGUGUGUGUGUGUGUGUGUGUGUGUGUGUGUGUGUAUUGUACGUAUGUGCAAGUGUGUGAAUGAGUAUGUGUAUGCUUAUGGAUCAAGAGCAAGACACUGCCAAUUUUAUCAGGACAGCGAAAGGACUCGGCUGCCAAAUGAAAGUCAAGGAAUGUGUAUUUUUGUGUCCUUCUCUGUGUCGUAGGUGUGUUUUGUCAGACUUAAUGUUGUUUGACGUAUUUUAAAGUGACACUACAGUGCACACAUCCCUUUUUUUUGUUGGUCUUCAUAAAGCCUUUUUUAAAACUUUUUACCGGUUGCUUUCACAGUCAAACGCACACAUUAGUUUGUCCCUCACCAGCAGCGGAGGAAUCCAAAGAGCACCAGUCUCAAUAAUUGAUAGACGUAGACAGCAUGCAUCGUCAGGGCAGGGCAUUCAGUCUCAUUGCUGUCAGAAGUCUGUUACUGUUUCCAGUUAUGCGAGUUCUCUCAGGACAAGCCUGUUCUUGAGUUUACUGUUCGCCUGUUGUUGUUUUUUAAAGUCCCGCCCUUUCUGCUUCUGUCAGUCAGUGUGAGCCGUCCCGACACCAGCUUGCUUUUUCUGAUAUGCAUGUUAGAGAUGCAAGGGACAGACAAAAUAACAGAAACAUACACCAUGACAUCACGCCAUCCAAUACAAUAGCCCUGCAAUAAAUACUACCUUUGUGAAGCUUAUAAUGAAAUGGUUUCAGAAAGGUUUCGAUUCAGCUCUGUUUUAGGGCCGAUUUAUAAACUUGACAGUUAUAUAGUUGCUGUAUUUAUUGCAUAAUAAAUAUCCACUUUAACAAGUAAUUACUUUGCUAAUCAAGAAUUUAAUUAAAAUCUAUAAUAUAAUUUGGUUUUCAGGCAGAAAAUAAAAUCGAAUUUCUCUGAAAUCAAGUGAAAAUGUGUGGGAUCAUUCUGCUCGUUUAUCGGUCUUAUUCAAUAGAUUUUCAGUUGUUUUAUGGAACCUGAGAUUUUAAUCUGUUAUAUUAAAGUACAUUACCUGUUAGGGUGGACAUUUAUGCUGUUUGUUUACCAAGGAUUUGCCAACAUCUGAAAAACUUUUGUCGGAAAUUCUGAAUGUGCUGUUUCACACAGAAACGGGGCAGCCAUGUGGUGGGAAUGCUAACCUGCGACCCUGCCAACACCACCGCUGUAGCUUUAGUGCCAAUAUAACAGAUGCAAAUAUGUACAAAUUAAAGUCAGCCAUUAUAGCUUGCCAUUGCUUUGUUGCCUUUGUGGUGUCAAUUUGUGCAGGUUUAUCUCUUGGAACGAUUACACUUGUUAGAAUCAUAAUUGUAGUCAUACGUAAAACUGUCAAAGUAGUCACAUUAUUCUAUCUUUGAUUGUCUGACACAGUAGGUCUUUUGUGGGUUUCGGCAAGUUCACGUUCCUGAGCUAUUUUUGCCGCGAUACUUGUGUAUCACACUAAAUGGCUCUAAUUCCUUGAGCGUAAUGUCCCCAUGGCUCACCAAAGACCACACAACACUGCUGCAGAAGAUAAGAUGAGAUAAACCUUUAUCUUAUCUCGUCGUGUCUGUAUUUUUCCUAUAGCAGCACAAGGAUAUAGAAAUAACUACAGAUAAAUAGAGAAAGUACAAAAGUAAUAAGAGUUAUAUCUCUCACACUACUUGAAGACCGUCCAGUUCCAGCCGGACCACAGAGCUGGCCCUCAUUACCAGCCUCUGAAGUCUGCCGGACUUGCCACCCCAGCAAAGACCAGUGCUCUGGACGCUUCAGACUGGCAGAAGAUCUGUAGGAGCCUGUUGCACGCUGAAAGAUCGGAGUCUGCUCUGUCCCUUCCCGAAGACGGCUUGUUGUGUCCAGUCCAUUUUUUUUUUUUAUUGAUUUGGACCUCA